Messenger RNA from Fimicolochytrium jonesii, 1950 nucleotides. RefSeq lists its product as uncharacterized. The transcript is spliced from 3 exons. The record is from RefSeq and is a predicted model, not a curated record. NCBI's taxonomy places the organism in Eukaryota, Fungi, Chytridiomycota, Chytridiomycetes, Spizellomycetales, Powellomycetaceae. The coding region runs from base 1 to 1950 and encodes 649 amino acids.
AUGUCGGAGGCUCCACCGCCAGCGGCCUUGGCCAUCCCACCGCCCGCCGUGAGCAUCGACGUUACUCGUCCUGCCAACCAUCGCAUCCGUCCACUUGCGGCCCUAUCGACUUCCAACCCUUGCCCCUUAAACACUGACACCAAUGCUCCCCUCCCGCCUGCAACUCCACUGACGAGCAGAUCGACUAUAUUCUGCCCGCUCCCCGCUCGCAGUUUUGACGACCUGGGCAGUCCCUUAUCCCCGACGACACCUGUAAGCCCCAAUGUCCCGUUUCCGGCUAGCGUGACACGUUUGAGGACAAUUGCGGUCACGCUGAUGGCCUUGAUGUUCCUAGCGGCCAGUGCUCAAAAUGUGUAUCGGUACAUUAACCAGACGCCGCUGAUUAAACACACAAUUCGCACCACACAACUGCAAAUCCCAAACAUCAUAUUCUGUCUCAACCCAGAACAAUACGGAAACCCGAUCGCAACAUCUUUCAUCAAUGGAGACGCGGAGCCGACUUGCUUCGGUGAUAUUGCCCUUCAAACAAGCGACGAAAUCGGAGUGGUGAACUUAACUCAAUAUGUUCAACCAGUGACAUUGCCAUCCGAGGCGCAAUUUUUGACUUGGAGGUUACCUGACAACGCUUCUGUCAUUUGCCACCGAUUUUCCUCCCCGAAUUUGCAGUUUACGGCCUACUCGAAAGAGGCGUAUUCCGCUUCGGAGAACAGCGUUUCUGUUGUUACUUGCGGUUACGACUACAGACCCUCGGAACGAACGAACGCGAAUGGGAGAGAUUGGGAGAGGCGAAAUGAUAGACUGCACACCGCCAUCUUUACGGCCGGCAGUGAUGUCACACGUCUCUCUAAACUGCCAGCCGAGGUCGUGUGCAAUACUACGCUCGACGUGUACCUCACUUACGAGAACACAAAGGCACUGAAGGGUGAUAUGCAGACGAAAAUCAGGUGGGCCCUGGGUCAGAGUAUCGUGUGGUACUAUUCACAAUCAUUGGCGACCUACGUUGAUCCCCACCGCCUGGCCACGGGAAGGAAUUACAGUGCCUACAUCCGUAUAUCCGCCAUCAACGAGCUCGAAGAUAUCAACGAACCCAACGUGUACAUGGUCAGCGUGAAGGAGGAAGUCCCAUCUUUGUCACCGAUUGACAUCUUUGUUACCGUCGGAGGUGUCUUAUCCUUCCUCACGACGGUCUUCCUCUUCCUAUUCGGAUCGCGUCGAUUGACGCCAUUCGGGUUCGUCCACGCGAUCUUCUCGAGACAGAUGAAGAAGUACUUGAGGACCAAGUAUGGGGACUUCACAAGCUUGGCUGACGUGGCGGUGCCAAAACCUAAGCGGCCCAAGAGACGGAAGCAAAGAAGGAGCCCGAAGAGCCCUGAAAAAUCAAUGGAUGUGUACUCGGGCAGCAGUAACGAUGCGAAGAAGGCAGCGGGGGAAAAGGGAUUCCCGUUGACCUCGCCCGUCGCAAGCCUGGACAAAAACGGCGAAAAGGAACACUCUCCCCUGCGGUAUCCCUUCCCAGCCGAGACUCCGCAGGGAAGUCCAACGACGCCAGCUACACCCAUCCCGGCGAUAACAAGGAACGAUCCGUCUCCCACAUCUCCCAUCGGAUUCUCAACCCUUCCCUCACCAACCACCUCAAAUUUACAACACCACCAACAUUUCCUAGAUCUAGCCCGCCAACGCCGCUGGGUCGAAGAGCAGCGGCGCGUAGGCGGAUCGAGUGCGUGGACGGCGGCCGCUACUCCAACAUCCGCCGUCGGGGACCCGCGGAUAUUCCUCAGUUCGCCCGCAGAGCAGAGACAUCUGAGGGCGUUGGAGAACUUCUUGUCGGAGUUCUUUGUCGACACGGAUAUUGCUGUGCCGAUCGUGGGCAAGCUGACAAGGCGGAAGGGGAAGACUGGAGGGGACGUGGCUGGGGAUGGAAGUGGGAAGGACCCGGAGAAUAACGUCUGA